This is a messenger RNA of Anolis carolinensis (green anole), 3843 nucleotides long. It is a transcript of the gene lrrd1, whose product is annotated as leucine rich repeats and death domain containing 1. Bases 862 to 3477 code for a protein of 871 amino acids. Lineage: Eukaryota; Metazoa; Chordata; Lepidosauria; Squamata; Anolidae. The transcript is spliced from 6 exons. Gene Ontology annotation, molecular function: protein binding. The record is from RefSeq and is a predicted model, not a curated record.
CCUGUGCAGCUGUACUGUUCCGUGCAAUCUGAAUGGACAAACGAUACAAAACCACGAAAGAAACAGAUGAAACAGGAUUCGGGCCCAAUCCCAGUAAACAACCAGCACUAUGUUAAAACUAUUGUCUCCCAUCCCAGACAGGUAUGGAGAAACUUUCCAGUUCCAAGCUGCUGAAUCUUCAUGACUGAGCAUGCAUGCCACCACUGUCAUAUACAAUAAACAAUAUAAAGAUUAAGAAAUUAUCUUGAUUAUAUGACAACAAAAACAGUCACCACAUUAUUAAUUUGUGCAAGUGAUGAAAUGAAUAAGCAACAGAUAACCACCGUUUCUCAUUAUUUCUGCAACUGUGUACUUGUUUCCCAACAAGCCAGGCACUCAGUCAAAGAGAAAAUCAGAAAAGUAACAUGGAAUUACGACAAAUCUGUUCAUAUCUGGGAUGAUUGUAUCAACUGAUAAUGGCAUCUCAGUUAGCUGCAUCGGGAGAAAUUGUGUCUAUCAAGAUAAUUAUCACUGUAAUGCAAAACAAAUGAGUAAUAACUGAUAAAAGAAAUCUUGUAGGGCAAACUCACAAGUUGAGCGAGUACAAUCAAAUAUCUGUCAUAUCUCUAAGCAGAAGUAAAAACCAAGUUACUUGAUGUGAAGAGUGAAAUGAGCCAUUUAAAACUGUUAUGGAAUGGAACUUGCAUUUGAAUUGUAGUGGCAGUUGGGAAUUCUGUUAAGCAAGAUUAAUUCGAGAGGAGUGUUAGAACAAGCUUUUUAUACAACAAUUUAAAACAAAGAUCCUCAGAGAGCAAGAAACUCUAAAACUACAAUCCGACAUUUAUAUUGGAACAAGCUUAUGACUGAAAUUUUAUUUUGGAAAUGUCUGGUGAAAAAGAAGAAGAACAGACCGCUGAUAUAAAUUUAGAAGGAAUUAUUGAAGCCUCUCCAGAUGAAAUUCCUGAGCCAAAUGCAACAUCAGAUAUGGAACAAUCACAAUUACCUACUGACAUGACGGAGAUUUCAUCAACAACCAGUUUGCAUAAAGAAAAAUCAGGUGCUUCACAGGAAAAGCUGUCAGAAAGCUUUUUGGGGGCUUCUCAAAGAGAUCCAGAAAAGGAAGCCUUACGUUCUGCAGAAAAACUAGAAAGCAUUAAGAAGAUAUCAGAAAUUUUGAUGUCUGAAGCCAAAGAUACAGAAAUUAUUGCUUACCUGUAUGCUGAAGGAUACACUGAUCUUCCUCAUGAUUUUUUGGAAGGGCAAACUAGAAAAAAAUUAUUACAUUCUAUAGAGAGUGCUACAACACCCCAAAAGAUAUCCGCAGAUAUGCUGCCUGAAAUGAUGCUUGAUGACUUCACAAUUCAAUUAAAUGCAAAAGGACUACUUGAAAUUCCUACAGGGGUAUUGGACAUGAAAAUGUUAAAUUACUUAUACUUAAACAAUAAUGAAAUCAAAAUUAUACCAAAAGAGAUAAGGCAGUUGACAGGUCUAGAAAUACUAUCCAUAGAAAGAAAUCGGUUAACAUCAUUACCUCCUGAAAUAGGCUUACUUCAAAAUCUUAGAACUUUAAACCUCCGACAUAACCAAUUGACAGGGCUCCCAGACGAAUUUUCACAACUUUCAGAACUUAAAUACCUUCUGUUCAGUCACAACAACAUAGAAAAAUUUCCAUCUGCUUUAACAACACUGAGAAGUCUGGAAGUUUUAGAUCUCAGUGGAAAUAAAGUGACUCUGAUAGAGAAUUUGACUGAAAUGAAAAAGCUGAAUAUCUUGUAUUUAAAUGAGAAUAAGAUGAAAAUAUUCCCAAAAGCUCUCUGUUACCUUCCAAAUAUAAGUAAGCUCAACUUGUCAGAAAACCUGAUCCAAAGUCUGCCAAAAGAAAUUGAAGAACUAAAAACAUUAAAAGAACUUUCACUAAGCAACAACAGGCUGAUAUUUCUGCCUAUACAGCUUUUUCAGCUUAUACAGUUAGAAAAAAUGAGACUAGAUUGUAACCAGUUAGAAAGCCUAUCAGAUAAAGUAGAGAACCUACAAAAGCUUCAGGAUCUCAAUCUUUCCAAAAAUUUAUUUCAAAACAUUACUGAUAAUAUUUCCAAAUGCACUAUGCUGGAACGUCUCAACCUCAGUGACAACCAAUUUAAAAAACUUCCCAACAAUCUGUACCAACUAAAAUAUUUAAAGGAACUCCACCUAAACAGAAAUCAACUGAUCUUGUUAGAUGAACACAUUGCAUUCAACAAAGAGCUGUCCGUCUUAGAGGUUUCAGAGAAUGCUUUAAUGUACAUCCCUGUUGAAAUAAAAAACUGUACAGAAAUCAUUAAGAUUGACUUAAGUUGCAACAAAUUGGCCCUAUUUCCAAUGGGAUUGUGUGCACUGGUAGCUCUUAGACAUCUAAAUCUCAGUGGAAAUUAUAUUUCAGAAAUAACUACUGAAAUUUCAUUCAUCAAAUACUUACAAUAUUUAAAUUUAAGCAAGAACAAACUGCCUUCUUUUUCCAUACAUUUGUGCACUCUUUCAAGAUUAAACUACUUAGACCUAAGUUACAACCAAAUCAGCAGUAUUCCAACCAAUGUGCAAAAAAUGAAGUCUCUUCGAACUCUGCUCUUACACCACAGCAAAUUUAUUUUGUUUCCCAGAGAGUUAUGUGCUCUAAAUCAACUUAAGGUACUUGAUCUUUCUGAAAACAAGAUACAGUUCAUUCCCUCUGAUAUUAAGGAUCUGGAAGAACUAAAAGAAUUAAAUCUGUCAAACAACAAUUUUGCAUCUUUUCCAGUUGAAAUCUGCCAAAUUUUAUCACUGCAGAAAUUAACAAUAUGCCAGAAAAAUGGACUCAAGUUAAAAUCACUUCCAGAAGAGAUAUCAAAAUUGCUGGUCCUCAAAGAACUAGAUAUAUCUUAUAACGAAUUACAAGAAAUGCCAAAAAGUAUAGGGGAAAUCAAAACUUUGGUCACUUUAAUAGCAAACAACAAUUUCUUUAAAAAGCUUCCCUCGAGCUUUUCAUCACUCCGUAAUUUACAGCACCUGAAUCUCAAAGAAAAUGAGAUACAACGUUUGCCUAGUGAUAUGCAUCUUCUCGUGGGGCUGAGGGAUAUAAAUUUUGAUGGAAAUCCUUUAAUCAGACCUCCAACAGAAGUCUGUAAAGGAAAACAACUGAUUCCAAUAAUACAUUACAUACGAAGUGCUGAUGAAAGAGAUGAAAAGAUCUUGGAGAAAGUAUUGAAGACAAUUGCUAACAAUGUCCCCUUUGAACAUUUUGAGUUUUUUUGUGAAAAGCUGCAGCUCCCGAGUUCUACCAUCAAAUCUAUUGAAAACAACAAGGGUCUUUCUUUAGAAGAGAUGGUGACUGAGGCAUUGAAGCAAUGGAAAACUGCACACCCAGAACUGACUUUUGAGGACAAAACAGUCCAGUUGAUUAGAAUACUCACAAUGGCUGGACUGUAUGACUUGACCAACAGAAUCAAAGCUAUAAGACUUUGUUCAAGAAUUGUGAAGUUCUGAAAAGUAAAUAACUUCAAGAAUUUUUCUUAGGGGGGGAGAGGAGUGCAUGCAAGCAAGAUGUGUAAAGUUAAUGUAUCAGAACUUAAUAUGUGUUACUUAACAUACCAUAAAUGCUUUCCUUUUUAAAAAAGCAGGCUGUGAUUUCUAACCAAGCCUUUUUUAUAAAUUCAGCCUUCAGCCUGAAAAUGUAUAAUUGAGAAAACUGAGUGGAGCUACAUAAAGAUUUUUAGCUGAUUCUAUUGGGCAAUUCCUAGGACCCAGGUAUCAUUUUAAGUAUCUAGUACAACCCCUUUUAAGACACAUAGUAUUUGUUUUGUUUUCCCUUUCUUUAUAUGAUUUAUGCACAAUAAAAAUUCCAAUCCCUUC